Messenger RNA from Scatophagus argus, 5207 nucleotides. Its product is annotated as Hermansky-Pudlak syndrome 6 protein. The record is from RefSeq and is a predicted model, not a curated record. Gene Ontology annotation, cellular component: lysosomal membrane; BLOC-2 complex. The transcript has a single exon. Gene Ontology annotation, biological process: organelle organization; protein localization to membrane; melanocyte differentiation. Lineage: Eukaryota; Metazoa; Chordata; Actinopteri; Scatophagidae. The coding region runs from base 360 to 3203 and encodes 947 amino acids.
GAAAUUAACAAUCUCGUGAUGUAGGAGAGUGCUAGCAUAGCAUCGGAAUGACUUCAGUGCCAUUCUCGGUUUGGGUCUUAAACUUUUCCGACGGUUGCUGUCAGCUAACAGUUUAGCUCCGCUGUCGUUCAUACCGGCAUGGGGUUUGCCGGGUCGAAGGCUGUCAGAGGAUGUAUCCUUCCGCAAGAGCGUUAACGGCAUGAAGCCUCUCGUAGGACCUAAGGGGAUGCUGUUUCGUUAGCCUCUCCGGAACCCGAGGUCAGAUGUAUGUGCCAAACAAGCUAGCAGACUAGUUGUUAGGUUGUGGCAAGUUUAUUAUACAAGGUACAUUCCGCUGCUCAGGCUGGGAACAGGGAGUUAUGGCGCAGUUGGUGUUGGAGCAACUGUCAGAUUUCGGAGAUUAUACUGGUGGUAAAGAGCUGACUGAGGUCUUCAAACUGACCAAUAACGAGCUCCGAAACAGUCUGUCAGUUGUUCGCCUGAGCCCAGAAGGACGUCACAUUCAUGUUAUCCUCCGCAAGCCUAAGGUCGGUCUUGUGACUUUUGACAAGUAUGAAAGACCCCAGCUAGCCCAGAACCAUAAGAAGCUGGAUUUACGACUUACACGAGCUGUUCCUAUUGUGGAUAUUUUGUAUUUGGACCAUAACAACAACAACAGCAGCAGCAGCAGAGACGCAGCAGCUGUGGCAGUGGUUUAUGAGGAUGGAAAAGCUGAGUUUUGGAAAUUCCAGGAGUGCAAAUCUGGCUGGCAUCUUCUGCAAACAUCAGACUUGUGCAACAGUCCCCGAGCAAGAGUGGUGUCUGUCUGUUCCUGUUCCAAUCUUAUCAUCUGGUGUGAGGAGAGACCCCCCUCAGAGAGCUCCCCUGCCCUCAGCUCCACAAGGAAUAAGCUGAGAUACUGUGUUUGCAGGCGUGACUUUGAGGUAGAGGAGGGGGUCGUCACCUUAGGGGGAGUGAAAAUUGCCCUACACAAUAAUCCUAAAUUCACUGUGGUCAGCUCAGGUGAAUAUGUACAUCUUCUCCCUGACUUGAAAGUGAAGCCGCUGUUGAGCAUCUACAGCUGUUUUCUCUCCUGGUCCCCCCACCAAGACUCCUUCACAGUCAGCACCACUUGUAAGAACACUCCCCUGAAAAGGCUUUCGGCUAAAGAGUCCGACUUCAAGAAGUUAGUGACAGACUGUUUGGGAUAUUUGUCGACUCUUGAACCACCUGAGAUCUACGAUUUUUCUCCUACAGCCUGUGGAAGCCUGCUGUUGCUGCUCAGCACAGGCUGGGUGUGUCUUCUCCAGAAAGAUGGGCUGCUGCGGCAGGUGUACAAACUGGAAGACAGCUGCUCAGUAAAAUUUGGUACUCACACUAGCCUCUGCAUAUAUGAGGACAUCCUGGCACUGCUGAUAGGGCAAACUCUGCUUCUGAUUGAUGUGAACUGUGGCAGAGAGCUGGAAAAGAUCGUGUUGAAGAAAGAGGGAUUAUUAUACUUGAACCGGGUGAAAAAAUGCACACCUCACCUGCUUUCAGAAGCUGGACUUUUUGUGGUAAAGAACAAGGAGACAGACUCCAGAGAUCACAGCACUAAGAUGAAGCCUUCUGGUUCCAGCACAGUGGAGCAUAUUUAUCCUGGAGCCCUCCUGGUAGAGGCUGUCUUUGAGGAGGCCUGUAAAUACUACCAGCAGAGGAGCCUGAGCAGCACACAGCUCACUGUGGACACGCUGAAAAAAGGAGGUAGGUUUCAGGCUCCCACCUCUUUAGCCUCCAUCCUCAGGAGCUACCUCAGAGUGGGGUCCAGGCAGAAAGGAGCAGAGCUGUCCCAGAAUGGAGAACUUAGCUGUACAGGGGGGCAAGAGAAGCUAAUGGGCUCUCUGGAAGCUGAGCUCAAGGCUCUGGUCUCUCUGGAGGAGGUUAAGGGCAGUUUAGUGAGGGGAAGUGUGAAAGAGGUGGAGGCAGUGUGUGAUAGUCUGGUUGAGAAAGAGGUAGCCAGGCUGCUGUCAUCAUCAGAGCUGGAUAAAGAGGCCCUGCUUUACUUCAAUUCCAUCUUCAGCAUCUUCCCCCACCAGGUGUGGAGGGCAGCGCAGGCCGCCCUUCAGCUACACUACAACGGGGAGGGUUCUCUGUCCAGCAAAGCUCCCCCAGAUAUGUGGAAAACUGUCCUCAGUCCUGCUGUGACACCCAGCACCCCAACCUCUCUCCCAUUCACAAAUGGUAGGCCCAAACAUAAUCAUAGACUCAACAGCGAUCACAUUGCCAACUGCAAAGCCAAACCUACAAGCCCCACUCCCCCAGCUGCCCUGCCCGUGUUUGAGCUCCUCUGCCAGUCAGUUUUCAACUUCCAGCCUAGCUGGUUGCCCAGGUUUCUCGAGCUUGCCCAGCAACAGCAGGGCUCAGCCGGCCUGGGCCUGAGCCUGGCCUCUUCCUCCUGGAGCUUCUCCGGUGGGCAAGUAGGGGAACGUGGGGAGAAGAACGUGCCGCUCUACAAAAGGGCCCUGUGCGUCUUGUCCAGCCUGAACCCAGACAGAGACCAGCACCAGGACUUAGAAGUGGAGCUGCUUUUGGUCAGUGGCCGGCCCAACGCUAUCCUGCAGGCUCUGAGGAUACUCAUUGCCAAGCAGCAGUGGGAGAGGGUCACACAGGUGGCCCAGAAGUUCUGCAAACAGAGUCCACUGCUUAACAAGGAGAUUUUCACUACUCUGCUGUGCGAGGUGGCCCAGCACAGAGACCUGGACCCCUAUCUGGAAAUGCUGUGGGUGCUUUGCCCAGAGGACCUCACUGUCACCUCUAUUCUCAACUUGGUGCUGAAAAACCUCCCCUCCCCAAACACCCCUCCUUCCUCCUCCUCCUCCUGCUCCUCCAUCUCCUCCUUCUCCACCACAAGCUCCUCAACUCCUGCUCCCUUUGCGGGCUCCCAGAGCAGCCAGUUGACGAUCGGGCUGUUGAAACCUUUGCUGAGGAAAGUCCUUCAGAGGGAGAUCAAGCCUAGCCAACACUAUGCUGACAUCCUCCAGUCUCCAUCAUUCCCCCCUCCGGCUCCUCCCCGACAGCCUGCGGAGCAGCCCAGGGCUGUCACAGAUGCCAGCGCAGACUCAGUUCUGAACAGCAACAUCAACCUGACUCUUCUUGCAGAAACACCUGAGCAGCAGUCGUCCCCACAGACAACUGUCCCAAGGGCCAGGGUGGCACUACCUGCUAACCCAGUGGGAUUUCCAUAAAAAUGAACAGACCCUCAAAAUGGAGAACAAAACCUGUCUCAGAACAUUCCACACAUCACCUAACCAAACUGUCAACCAACAAUGUCAUGCGUGUGUGUUGACAAUCAGAUUAUAUCAGCAUUUUACAGGUACCAUCAGUGUAAUGCAGUCACUUAUAAUAUUUGAUGGUAUUUUUAAAACCACUGGUAAUGUCAGAUGAGGUAUAACUACUAAAAACUAUGAAACUACUGAAUAUCUUACCAGUGUACAUACUGCAGGUAUUUUAAGCCUUAACGUUUAUAUACUGUAUCUGCAUUGUUAUCUAUCUCUUACGCCUUAACUGCAUGUGGAUGAGAAUAUAAAUUGCAUAGAAUAAGCUUUCAUCAGAUUACCACCAAUAUAUGAUAAUAUAUUGUGCUAACACAAUGGUGUUUAUCUGCUCAGUUGCGAACAAAGCCACUAACUCCCAUAUUCGGAGUUUAUUGUGUCUGUGUGUAGAAUAUACUUUGUCUUGGCCUUUAAAGUAGCUGAUGUCUGCUAAUUGUAGCCAAGUAUAGCUGCCUUUAACCUGUUGAUGUCCAAAUGUGUUCAUGGAUUAGGUAAUCUACUGAGUGUUAUCCAGACAAGCUGGCCUUUGUGUUCAAAUGUUUGUUUUUAGUCUGGUAUGGUUUAAAGGAGAAGAGGGAGAGAGCAAAAGGGGGGUUGGGUCCAAAGUUCCUUUACUGGCUUCUCGUUUUGUACUUCACAUAUUAUAAGUGCGCAAACAUUAAUCUGGUUUCGAUGGGCUCAGAGAAAACAUUUGACCUGUGUAAACCAAACCCAAAACAGUCUGCUUGUUUUUUGCCCCCAUUUUUUUCCAUUUGUCUCUCUAGACUCCAUCUUGUCCACUCUGCUCCCUCACGGCUCAAGUCGGAGGACAUUCCAAAGCGAAUGCCCAUUGAAAGUGAUUCACAGUCUGACUUUAAAUUCAAUUUUGGAGGUAAUUCUGUUAGGAAUCGAGUGUGGGCUGGGCUGCUUUCAUAAGGUCAUCAUGUACGUCUGCCUUCAUGGACCCACUGAGGGUAAUGUUAUUAGAGAUUAGGCCUUCUGUCUUCUUGCUCCUGUUAGUUUUCUCCAUUCUCUGAAACUGAUUGCACUUUUGUAUUUCACCCCAGUCAGUGUUGUUUGUAACAUGCUUUUGGCUCAUAUGUCGAGAUGAAUGUUUUCUGCUGAAGUGCUGUAAACGAAAGUAUAUUUAAGUGCCUGUCGUCUUUGAAGCCUUUGUUAAUGCUUUCUGUUGAAACAGUCUAUAUAAUUUGUUAUAGUGUUUUUUGUAUGUAAAUGUGGAGCCCUUCAGAACAAAAUGUUCUUUGUUUUGUAAUAAUCUCUGAAGGACUACUACAGUGAUAACCCUGGCCCUGCAUGGGUGAGGUACUUUCACAGGAGCUCUUGUGUUGAGUGACAAUCAGACUCCAAAAUGCUGCACGACAGUCAGAGUGCCUUUCACAGUGCCGCUCUUCAUUUACAGAGUAGUGUUACAUUUUAGCUGCAUCUGGACAAAGAACUGGAGAUAGAUGAGAGGCUGCUUUUUCUGUGUUAUAGAGAACAGUGUUUUGCGUUUUUGUUGUUUUUUUUAAUGAGGAUAACAACUUCUGGCCUCUUCAGUCAAAGGUUGUUUUUAUGACAUUUUAUUUUCACUCUGAAACCCUGCUGAUUUCUUGCUGCAGUCUGAUUGGUGAGUCAGUGUUGUCAUCCAAGCUUGAAUUCUGUGCCAACAGUGUCAGUUGAGCACCAUGAGUUCUGCUUUGUGCCAGACAUGUUUGAGUCCAUCUGUGAGUCACUGGAAACUCCCUGCGUUUCACAGACAGGCCACUCAACCUGAUUUUAUGACUGUUCAGAUGUUAAUCAUUAAUUUGUCCCAAGCUUUCUUCUUCUGGUUUAUGUUAACAAGUCGGGAUUUCUCCUGGAUUUGCUCGGCAAAAUUUCGCAUCUACAUUGUGUACUUCUGGUGAUGCUCUCCCUUAAGCAGUAUUUAAAAAAAGAAAA